ACCCCUCAACGUACAUAGCGUAGCAGAAACUCAGCCUCCUUCCACCCUGAGUUGGAGUCAUCAAUCCUCGCCCAGCUUCGAUCCCCGUCAAACUCGACCCCAUGCAGCUCCGCGCCCGCGAUCUCCUCUUCACUCUGGCUGUGCUGGCCACCACGGUUGCCAACGCCCAGCAGAGGCCGAAGUGCCCCAGGUGCCCCAACGCAUACGGUAUUCCAUGCACACCAGCGCAGAUGGAGCAAUUCAACCUUUCAGCCACAGGCCAAUGCCGGCCCAACUGUCAUAACAUCGUUGAAAAAGGGAACUACAUGUGCGCAAAAUGUCCGGUAAUAUUUCGCAACAACCCAGGCUACAGUAGCAAAUCGCUCUCCAGGCCGUGUCAUCACUACGGACUGGAGGUCAUCCGCGACGAGCGUGGCAUCAUGGUCGGCUCCACCCCUCCCUCGUCGGGACCCUCCGAACCUGGCUCUUCUCAACCUGAAGAUGAAGAGAGUCCCUACAUACUACAUCAUUUCAUCUAGUCCCGAUGGGUUACCAGCAACAAACCCUUGGUCAACUGUGGCAUGUUGAAGGCUAUAACCACCCGCUGGACAAUAUCUUUUUUGUACCUGACCCACUCCUACAAACACAGAUAAUAAAAUAUUCACAGGAUCAGCCUACCCCGCUUCC
Puccinia graminis f. sp. tritici CRL 75-36-700-3 is the source of this 666-nucleotide messenger RNA. RefSeq lists its product as uncharacterized. The record is from RefSeq and is a predicted model, not a curated record. Lineage: Eukaryota; Fungi; Basidiomycota; Pucciniomycetes; Pucciniales; Pucciniaceae. Bases 102 to 518 code for a protein of 138 amino acids. The transcript has a single exon.